GGAAGUGCAGAAGUUGUUGAGAAGCUGCCCGUGACUCAGAACAACCUCGAGAUCUGAAGUGAUGGCUGAACCCAGAAUAUCUUCCAUUGAUGGGAAGUUAGCUGAGGAAUUUGCUGUUCCCUCCCAUGUCGAGGAGGUCAAAGAGAAGAUGGCCACUUUUGCCGAGCAUCAUGCGGCAGCAGGUCGCAGGGUGGUCCUCAUCACAUCAGGAGGCACCAAAGUUCCCCUAGAGUCCCGCACUGUUCGCUUCCUUGACAACUUCAGCAGCGGCAGACGAGGAGCCUCCUCAGCAGAGUAUUUCAUAGAGUCGGGCUACGCCGUUAUUUUCCUACACAGGCAUCGCUCACUCUACCCCUACACACGUAUGUUCUCCACCAUGAACAUCCUGGAUGCCCUGAAGUUCAGAGGUGGAGAUGGAGCAUCCAGUAACUCUGGUGAAGUGGUGGUUAACCAGCAGGUACUUCCAAACAUUGCCAAAGUGCUGAAGCGAUACCAUGAAGUGAAAGAAAACAGACUUCUUCUGCCCGUUGAGUUCAACACCCUGUCAGAGUAUCUGCAUCUACUCAAAGCAGCAGCACAGGCACUCAGCACAAUAGGAUCCAAGGCCAUGUUUUACUUGGCUGCAGCGGUGUCUGAUUUCUAUAUCCCAGCAUCAGAGAUGCCUGAACACAAAAUCCAGUCGUCCAAUGGACCUCUUCAACUCAGCAUGAACAUGGUCCCAAAGAUUCUGUCCCCUUUAGUUAAGGACUGGGCACCUCAGGCAUUUGUCAUAUCUUUUAAGCUGGAGACAGACGCAUCCAUUCUGCUGGAUAAGGCUCGACGGGCUCUGGAGACCUACAGGCACCAGGCAGUGGUGGCCAAUGUACUGGACUCUAGACGGGGUUAUGUGGUGGUGGUGACCCCUGAGACUCAGGCUGAGCUGAUCCUCACAGAGGAAGAUGAGAAGAAUGAAGUGGAGAUAGAGGUCAGGAUAGUGAGCAACCUCACAUCAGCACACAACAAGUUCAUAAUUCAACAAGGGGGUUGAUGAUAAUCAUGUAUACUGCAUGUACGAGUCAGUGGAGCAGCUGUAAAUUGUUGUGUCUGUGCUUUCCUGAUCCUGAGCUUGGCUUAAAUUUACACUUGCCUGUUCUGCUGACAUGUUACUGUAUAUUCAGUAUGUUGUACGUUUGCACAACCGUGGAAAUGACUAACUGUACACACAACACGCCUUCCCUGGUCUUUUAACAUGCUCUAAAAACAGACCUCUAAGCUUAUAAAUGCUGUGUCCAUACAGGGAUGAUAUACAAGUUACUAAGAGUUUAUAAAAUGUUUAUUCACAUUGCGCAGUGAUCUAGCACAGGAAAACAUUUUGAAUUCUUUUCUACAACACUGACUGACAGUUGAAUAAUUCAGUGAUAUGCUAUACUGCAAGGGUCACCUAUAAUAAAAAUUGGUACAUGCCAUUCCUGUUUUUCAAUCCCAUGGUUUCAUUCAGCGACAUAUUUUGGAUUCUUUCUUGGUUACUUAAGUUUGACACUCUUCUUGACACCAGCACGAAUACCAGACAUCUCUCCGCUGUACCGUGUCUCCUCCCGACGAACCUCACGGACCUGGUGAAUAUGAACAACAGCCUCAGAAUCGAUCUUGGAAAUGUGUUUGACAUAUCGACAUGUACGCCUGAUCCGAACUGAUGAGCCUGCAAACAGUCCCUUGAAGCUUUAUGAUGCACUUCAACAGUGUAAUAAAAAUGUUCUCAUCAACGUGUGGAGUACAAACCUGGCCCUUUCUGCGGAUCUUGGCCCGUCUGAACUUCUCUCUGUGCUUGACUCUGGGAUUGCGGUCAAUUUUCUUCCUCUUUGGUGUGAGCCCCUUGUUCUUGGCCAUCUGUGGAAUUGAUAAAGG
This is a messenger RNA of Chelmon rostratus (copperband butterflyfish), 1884 nucleotides long. It is a transcript of the gene ppcs, whose product is annotated as phosphopantothenoylcysteine synthetase. The record is from RefSeq and is a predicted model, not a curated record. Lineage: Eukaryota; Metazoa; Chordata; Actinopteri; Chaetodontiformes; Chaetodontidae. The transcript is spliced from 4 exons. Bases 62 to 1027 code for a protein of 321 amino acids. Gene Ontology annotation, molecular function: phosphopantothenate--cysteine ligase activity. Gene Ontology annotation, biological process: coenzyme A biosynthetic process. Gene Ontology annotation, cellular component: cytoplasm; nucleus.